Molecule: messenger RNA, 2667 nt
Organism: Frieseomelitta varia
Lineage: Eukaryota; Metazoa; Arthropoda; Insecta; Hymenoptera; Apidae
Gene: Mcm6
Product: DNA replication licensing factor Mcm6
Exons: 12
Coding region: 113-2539 (808 amino acids)
Biological process (GO): double-strand break repair via break-induced replication; mitotic DNA replication; DNA replication initiation
Cellular component (GO): nucleus; MCM complex
Molecular function (GO): ATP binding; single-stranded DNA binding; single-stranded 3'-5' DNA helicase activity
Source: RefSeq, a predicted model, not a curated record
AACGCGCCUGAACUUAGUUCCCGCCAAAUUGUUCUCGCGCGUUCAUUCUGUUGCUUACUGUUGCUGUUGAAAUAGAGUUCUGUUAAUGAGUAAUCAUUGAUUAUUUCGUAAAAUGGAUAUUGGAGAUACACAGAGUGCUCAUUCACGUGUACCUGACGAAGUUGGGAUUAAAUGUCAAAAGCUAUUUCAAGACUUCUUGGAAGAAUUUAAAGAACACGGAAUUGUAAAAUACCUUGAACCAGCCAAAGAACUUAUAAGUCCAGAACAGAGUACAUUAGAAGUGACCUUUGAUGAUGUGGAUGAAUACAAUCAAGUACUCUCAACAACCAUUGUUGAAGAAUAUUAUAGAGUUUAUCCAUACCUAUGCCAAGCUGUUAGUAAUUAUGUCAAGGAUGUUGCAGACUUGAGAAAAGAAAAAGAAUGUUACGUAAGCUUUGUGGAAGUUCCUACAAGACAGAAAUUAAGAGAAUUAAAUGCUUCAAAAUUUGGCACAUUGAUACGUAUAUCUGGCCAAGUAAUCAGAACACAUCCUGUCCAUCCAGAAUUAGUGUUAGGAACAUUUAUUUGUAUGGACUGUAAUGCUGUCAUAAAAAAUGUGGAACAACAAUUUAAGUUCUGUAAUCCAACAAUUUGUCAUAAUCCAGUAUGUAGUAACAGGAGACGCUUUCUCCUAGAUGUAGAUAAUUCUGUAUUUAUUGAUUUUCAAAAAAUCAGGAUACAAGAAACGCAAGCAGAACUUCCUAGAGGCUGCAUUCCACGUUCACUUGAAGUAAUUUUACGAGCAGAAGCUGUAGAAACUAUUCAAGCUGGUGAUAGAUAUGAUUUUACAGGAACUAUGAUAGUGGUACCAGAUGUAGCAGUUCUUUCACUUGGUGGUGUAAAAGCUGAUCUUAAAACAGCACGUCGGAGGCAAGGAGAUCAAGGAGAAGGCAUAACAGGACUGAAAGCUUUAGGAACACGUGAAUUAACGUAUAAAACAGCGUUUUUGGCUUGCAGUGUCACUCCAACAACUUUUAGAUUUGGAGGUACUGAAACAAAUAUGGAAGAAAUUUCUCAAGAAAUGAUGAAAAAACGAAUGUCGGAAGCAGAAUGGAAUCGUAUAUAUGAAAUGAGUCGUGAUAAAAAUCUCUAUCAAAAUCUUGUCAAUAGUUUAUUCUCUGCUAUACACGGUAACGAUGAAGUUAAGAAGGGAAUUACUUUGAUGUUGUUUGGUGGUGUGCCAAAAACAACGUUAGAGGGUACCUCAUUACGAGGGGAUAUAAACUGUUGUCUUGUUGGUGAUCCUAGUACAGCGAAAUCACAAUUCUUGAAGAGCGUUACUGAUAUUACACCAAGAUCGAUUUAUACUUCGGGGAAAGCAUCUUCUGCAGCUGGAUUAACUGCUGCUGUAGUAAGAGAUGAAGAAUCGCCUGAUUUUGUUAUUGAAGCUGGUGCUUUGAUGCUUGCCGACCAAGGUAUUUGUUGUAUCGAUGAAUUUGAUAAAAUGGACAUCAGGGAUCAAGUGGCUAUACACGAAGCUAUGGAGCAGCAGACAAUUUCAUUAGCUAAGGCUGGCGUAAGAGCAACUUUAAACGCUCGAACAUCUAUAUUAGCAGCAGCGAAUCCCGUUGGUGGACGGUACGAUAGGAAAAAAUCACUUCAACAAAAUGUUCAGUUAACGGCUCCUAUUAUGUCCAGAUUUGACUUAUUCUUUGUUAUAGUUGAUGAAUGUAAUGAAAUCGUCGAUAAUGCAAUUGCUAAAAGAAUUAUUGAUUUACACUGCGAUAAUUGGCAAGGUUUUGAUACAGUAUAUUCACAAUCAGAGAUCGCUAGAUACAUUAAUUUUGCCAAACAUUUUAAACCUAUAUUAAAUCAGGAAGCGGCAGAUUUUUUAGUCGAUAGUUAUACUACACUUAGGCAAAGAACCGGUAGUAGUUCCGGCAAGUGGAGGGUUACUGUUAGAAAAUUAGAAAGUCUUAUUAGGUUAUCAGAAGCAAUGGCUAAAUUAGAAUGCUCAGAUGAAGUUACUAUAAAACAUGUUACAGAAGCAAAACGUUUAUUAAGUAAAAGUAUUGUUACUGUUGAACAACCGGAUAUAGAUUUAGAAAGAGCAGAUGAUGAUAGAAUGGAUGUUGAUAUGGAUGAAGCUCCACCUCUUAUGGAAGCCCUCAAUGCAUUGGAUCAUGAUGUGGAAGCAGAAACUCCUACACAACACAAGAAGAAACUAACAAUGUCUUUUGAAGAGUAUAAAAAUUUAUCUAAUAUGUUAGUGUUGUAUAUGAGAAAUGAAGAAACUCGCGUUGAAAGUGAAACUGAUACUACGAGUGAUACCAAAGGUGGAUUAAAGAAAUCAGAACUAGUGGCAUGGUAUCUUGAUCAAAUACAGGAUCAAAUAGAUUCAGAAGAAGAGUUGUUAGAAAGAAAAAAUUUUAUUGAAAAAAUUAUUGAUAGAUUGACAUAUCAUGAUCAAAUUAUAAUACCUUUAACUACGAGAGAUCAAAAAGACGAAGAAAAUGAUCCUUUGCUUGUUGUACAUCCUAAUUAUAUUAUUGAUGCUUAAAUUUUUUGCUACAACCCGUAUGGAUUAAUUACAUAAUUUAUAAGGUUGCUAUGUCAAUCGUGUACUCCAGUGCUCUUGUGAAUUAACAUUCGUUUCGAGUAAAGAUACAUGAAACCAAUGAUUUAAAA